AAUAUCCCCAACUCCAUUAUAAAACGUCAACAACCGAGAAGAAAUUGUAGAGACGAGUAAGAUUGAAGGAUAUUGGGCGGGUAAACUAAGAUCCGUCGAGGACGCCAUGGGAGAUGGUGAGGGUGGUAUGACGGAGAGGGUGAUGGUGAAGCCACACUUUGUGCUGGUGCAUGGUAUAAGUGGGGGAGCUUGGUGCUGGUACAAAAUCCGGUGUCUCAUGGAGAAUUCCGGCUACAGGGUGUCAUGUAUUGACCUCAAAGGCUCCGGAAUUGACCAAACCGAUCCCACUACCCUUGUUUCUUUUGAUGAUUACAAUAAGCCGCUCAUGGACUUCAUGUCCAAUUUGCCCGACAAUGAACAGGUAAUAUUAGUGGGGCAUAGUGCCGGAGGACUGAGUGUAACUCAGGCGACUCAUAAGUUUUCAAACAAAAUUCGGCUAGCUGUGUAUGUUGCAGCAACGAUGCUAAAAUUGGGUUGCUUGACAGAUGAAGACCUCAAGGAUGGAGUACCCGAUUUAUCUGAAUUUGGCGAUGUAUAUGAGCUUCAAUUCGGAUCGGGUCCUGAUCAAGCUCCGACAACCGCCCUGGUCAAGAAAGAAUUCCAACGCAAAAUUAUCUACCAUAUGAGCCCUCGAGAGGAUUCCACACUAGCUAGCAUGCUUUUAAGGCCAGGACCGAUCAAAGCAUUACUGGCUGCCCGUUUUGUGGACGAUCAUAACGUGGAUAAGGUGCGGCGUAUCUACAUUAAGACUACCCAUGAUCGAGUGGUCAAACCGGAGCAACAAGAUGCGAUGAUCAAGAGAUGGCCUCCAUCUGAAAUCUAUGUCUUGGAUAGUGAUCACAGCCCCUUCUUCUCCGCACCAUUUCUGCUCUUCGGCUUCCUACUCAAGGCUGUCACUUCUUGUGGUAUAAAGCUAUAAUUUUAUUUUAUUUUAUUAUUAUUAUUUUUUUUUCUCUUAUUGGGGUAUUGGCAAAUUAGUGAAGCAGUUUGUGUGUGUGUGUGUGUGUGUUUUUUUUUUUAACUCU
This is a messenger RNA of Corylus avellana, 1025 nucleotides long. RefSeq names its product methyl esterase 17 (gene MES17). Lineage: Eukaryota; Viridiplantae; Streptophyta; Magnoliopsida; Fagales; Betulaceae. Gene Ontology annotation, biological process: jasmonic acid metabolic process; salicylic acid metabolic process. The record is from RefSeq and is a predicted model, not a curated record. Gene Ontology annotation, molecular function: methyl jasmonate esterase activity; methyl indole-3-acetate esterase activity; methyl salicylate esterase activity.